AUGGUGCACAAAGCAUUGUCAGGUUGCGUGAUAGUGACUGCCGGCACUGGCGAGAAGGACUGGAACAACAAGCAGCUCAAAGACUGGAUCGAUAACGCUUCUGGCACAUUCGAGCGCACGAUCACUGAUGAAACCACUCACUUGGUUGUCACUGAGAAUCUGUGGGCAGCAGCCGGCCCGCUGGUAGAAGACGUGAUUGCACGCAAGAAGAACGGUCAGAAUAUCAAAGUCGUUUCGCAAAAGUGGCUCGAAGAUAGCCUGCUGGCGAAGUCUAAACUGAAGGAGAAACCUCACGAGUUUGCCGUCCCCGGCUCGGCCGACCGCGAGGGUGGACCUGGCGAUAUUCGAUCGCAUACUGGGUUGAUCAAGGAACUGUAUCUGGAGAACACCGAACUCUCCGCAGCCCAAGAGAAGAUGAACCUCAAGCAGCAGCAGAUGGAAAAUGACUUGGCCAAAGAGCAAUUGGCGGAAAGUGAGCGAGAACUCUCGAAACACAUCAAGGCGAGCAUGAGCGUCCCAGAACAAGCUGCGAUAUUCAAGAAGGGCGCGCAGAAGGCGAGGGCCCUUCUCGCGAGUAAGCGCAACCAUCACAUCUACCAAGACCCCACGGGAUUCCACUUCGAUACGACUCUGACCAAGGUCGACACCAAGAAUAACACGAACGAGCGAUACAAUCUUACCAUCUUCGAGUCCAACGCCACGCCUCACACCUACGCCUUCACCACCUCCUUCUCUGGUACGAGGGUGCCGCAGGUAAUCAAUACGAUCGUAGGCAUUGGCUCCAACCUUCCAACGGCCUUUCGAGCCUUUCGAAACGCGUUCAAGGAAAAGACCGGAAUCGAAUGGAAUGACCGCAUCAAAGUGGCGAGAGAGAGGGAGCAAGCACUCAAAGCUGCGAAGAAACUGGGCAUGGCCGUCGCAGGUCCACAGACGACCGAGGAUUUUCGUUCCCAAAAAUUCCAGUACUACCCGCCCGCGUACGGCCCCAUUGGUGAA
Molecule: messenger RNA, 996 nt
Organism: Sphaerulina musiva SO2202
Lineage: Eukaryota; Fungi; Ascomycota; Dothideomycetes; Mycosphaerellales; Mycosphaerellaceae
Exons: 4
Source: RefSeq, a predicted model, not a curated record